AUGUCAAUCUUCGCCUAUCUCCCGGCGCUUCCGCCAUUUCUCUUCUCCGCUCUCGUCGUGAGUGGCCUCGCCUCGAAGAUCCUACACAUCGCCCUCCACAUUCGUUCUUUGCCGUUUCUCCACUUCGUCUUGUAUUCGCCAACUCUUAUUCUUCCUGAUCUCUUCAUCAUUACCUGCGGGCGGGUAUUGUUGCAGUUUCCUGCGCCGGAAUCUCGUUGGCAAUGGUUGUCAACAUGCGUCGGAGGCUUCUUUUCUCUUGUUACCUGGGGCGCCGCUGCCAUUCAAUUCGGAUUCUUCCUUCAAACCGGUGCCGAAGUCGACUGGACCGCCAGCAACAGCUUCCUUAGCGAUCCCGCCGCUAUGAAAAUCCUCCUCACCGGAAUCUGGACCGUUUCCGCCGCCGGGAUUGUUCUCGGUCUCUUGGCUUGGUUGCUUCAUUCCAAGCUUUAUAACUGGACUGGGCACGGACUGGAGGCGAUCCGAGACAUGAUGCUGGGUGUAUAUAGCGCCUGCAGAGGUGGCUAUCACGCACGUUACACCUUGAUCGCUGCCCCCAACAAAUCCUGGAUCAACUCGCUCGAUAUUAGAUCGGCACGCCGUACAGCUCUUCUCGUCUCCGCCGGUUUGUCAUUAUUGUUUAUCGAGAUUGUUCGCCCUGCGGUACCAUACGAUCAUCUAUCUACCGCCCUACCUUUGUCACUGCUUGAUGCUUUCACUAAAAAGACUAUCACGGUGGAGGGAUGCAGGAAUCCCGCGAAAGCAUUCCCCAUCUGGACGAAUGUGAAUCCAGUUCCUUUGAAAGAAGGCUGGUCUCGCCCCUCAUGGCUUCCUCAAGACACGCCCGAUGGAUUCUCUCGCUGGGAUGUGGAUCCAUAUAAGCGCGCGUCGGAGGACAACCCAUCCUGGUAUCUAUGCAGCGGUGGCGACGACGGUGGAUUCUUCAACCCCAAAUCGGACCCUUUAAAGAUCUCCAACCUUGGCGAUGGGAUCUACGAACCCUUGAAGAAGGCUUUCGAGGAACACUCGGUGGCUAUCGACAACGUAAUUCUGCUAACACUGGAAAGUGGUCGCAAGGAGAUGUUCCCGAUGCAGCAGGGGACCCCCUUGUUUCGACGGAUUGCUCGCUUCACACUCCGAGGAGGACCGGAAUGA
Messenger RNA from Penicillium manginii, 1152 nucleotides. RefSeq lists its product as uncharacterized. The coding region runs from base 1 to 1152 and encodes 383 amino acids. Lineage: Eukaryota; Fungi; Ascomycota; Eurotiomycetes; Eurotiales; Aspergillaceae. The record is from RefSeq and is a predicted model, not a curated record. The transcript has 2 exons.